This is a messenger RNA of Hyalella azteca, 1701 nucleotides long. RefSeq lists its product as uncharacterized. Lineage: Eukaryota; Metazoa; Arthropoda; Malacostraca; Amphipoda; Hyalellidae. The record is from RefSeq and is a predicted model, not a curated record. The coding region runs from base 452 to 1351 and encodes 299 amino acids. The transcript has 3 exons.
UGUAAGCUAAAGACCAUCGUUGAAAUUCGCUAUUCUUCGUUUGAGAUCGUUAGACCUGAUCUGAGCGCGAGGUCCAUGCCGCUAGAAUCUUUCUUUUGUUUGGUUCUUCCAUCCCUUGGUUGCCAGCGCAAAAUAUUGCUAACAAAUUGGAAGUAAUAGUAGCAGUAAAUCUGGAGCUGAACGUGUCAGACGAAGACUCAGUUUUGGCGGAAAGGGUGUUGGAUCUUAAUAUCAAACAUAACAUAGUAAAAGGGCUAUGAAGAAUAGGCUGGGUUGGCCUGUCGCCGAUUAUUAUAAUGCUCUUAAAUUGUUUCUUGGAGAUCUGAGAACUGGCCUUUUGAUAAUAUCUAUCUAAAACUGACGUUGAAGCUAAGAAGCUGCUGAACAUCCAUCAAUUUGUGAGGUGCAAGCGUACGAAACUCUUUAGGGUCACAUUUUGUAAACUGCCUGAAUGAAGAGGGAUAAAAUGCUGCAUUUUGUAUCGGUGAAACCCAUAAAAGAUCCCACCUAUGAAGAGCUUGAUGAAAUUAGCCGAUGCGUUCAUUUCGAUGACUUCGAAAAUGCCGUUCGCAAGAAAUACCUUGCGCCGCAGUCACUCAUCAACAGCCACAGGCAUCUCCAACGACAGGUUCUGUGGUUCGCACCAUCGCAGUCCAGCUCGGAGCACAAUUUCUACGGUAACGUCAGUUUCACCAUCAAGUGGGAGACCGUGCUAGAGAAACUGGGGCCAAAUCUUUACCUUCUCGACCAGGCAGUCUAUAACGACAGAAGUUUCACUCGAGUCCUAGUAACUAAAAACAAUUAUGACGGAAAGUUGAAGAAAGUCAGACUGAAUUCAAAUGAUACGCCUAUGACAAAAUCAGAUUCUGGUUUUCGCCACGUUUCGUAUUGCGAGAACAAUGAACGCGGAGGUCCUCACGAGCUGCAGAUCGCGAUCGAGGUAGACGCUGCUGACGCGAAAUGGCUGUACUCGGAGUGUAAAGUGUCUUCAAAUAAUCAUUCUGAUGUAAAUAGUCUUCAUUCAGGACACAACGCUAGAAAUUCUGGGACAAUCUCAAACUUUGAAUCCUUCAAAUGCUUCAAAUUUAAUACAGCGCAGAAGUGUCAAUGUCCCUACCCAUGGACUCAAGAUCAGUGCGAGGAACGCACCAGGGCGCUACUGAGACCUGUUUACCCAGCUCAAAAUUCUCGCCGUGACCAAGUCCGUUCGGCUCCGGCACCUUUGCAAACAGGUCGAACUAGGCCGGCAAUGACGAAUUCAAGUCGCACGCUCGCAAUUCGCGGACGAAUUGGCCGAACAUGGCGGUGGCGUCGCACGUUAUCUCGCAGAAAUGUGCGAAUGUUGCAGUAGCUUGGACAUGCUUGUCUUGGGGCGAUGCUGGCGCAACCGUUGGGGCAGGCUUGUACGAAUGUUAUGAUUGGUUUGAGAUGCAGAGUUUAGCAAAUCAAAUGCAGUGUUUUACUAUUAAUUCUCUAUCCUGACAAAACUGCAGCAACUGGUCUUGAUUAUUGCUGAUCGUUGCCACUGCGUUCAAGUGUCAGUGCGGUGUUGAUAUUCUUCUAAACUUUUAUUAUUAAUGUCGAAAAAAAUUUUUCUUGAAGUGGUAAUCGAGUACAAACAUUAGGGAAUUUUGAUAUUUUGUGAAAUAUAAAGAUUUACUGCAUGUGUGAUGAAUCUUGAUUGUUUAUAUUUAAAUUUCA